Theobroma cacao (cacao) is the source of this 3529-nucleotide messenger RNA. NCBI's taxonomy places the organism in Eukaryota, Viridiplantae, Streptophyta, Magnoliopsida, Malvales, Malvaceae. The record is from RefSeq and is a predicted model, not a curated record.
UGCUCUUUUUAUUUUUGCUCAGCCUUGCGUUGCACUUAGUUCUUGUUGAUGAACUAAGCACUCUCAACUCAAGCACAAACUAAUCUCAGUUCAGAAACUUAUAUCUGGCUUGAUGAUGAAGCUAUCGAGCAAGCAUUUGAAACCGUCCCGCUCCCUUUUCCUUGUUUUCCUUGCCGUUAUUCUCCUUACUUUCUUUAACCUGCAAGGUCCUAACUUGCUUGGUUCAGCAACCCUUGUGGUUACUGGCAAUGAGACAGAUCAACGAGCUUUACUCGAGUUCAAGCGAAAGAUAAUUGAAGAUAAUUUCGGAUUUAUGCACUCCUGGAACAAUACUGUCCACUUCUGCCAGUGGUAUGGUGUUAAAUGCAGUCGCAGACAUGAGAGAGUCACCAUGUUAGACUUGGGAUCCCUAAAGCUCGUGGGGUCUAUAUCACCAUCUAUUGGAAAUUUGAGCUUUCUUAGGGUGUUAAACCUUCGAAACAACAGUUUCAAUCAAGCAAUCCCUCAAGAAAUUGGCCGUUUGCGAAGAUUGCGAGAACUAAUGCUGCAAAACAACCACCUAAGAGGUGCAAUUCCUUCCAAUUUGUCCAGUUGUACUCGACUUGCAGCAAUUAAUUUUUCAAGCAACUUGCUAACUGGAGAAAUACCAGGUGCGCUUGGUCUCUUGUCAAACCUAAUACGAUUUAGUCUUGGGGAAAAUGAUUUAAGAGGGGGUAUCCCGCCUUCCUUGGGUAAUUUAUCCUCUCUGCAGUAUAUUUAUCUACAUAGCAAUAGAUUGAGUGGAGUUAUGCCUGAAGCUCUUGGCAGAUUGAAAAAUCUUGUAGCUUUGGCUGUGAGAGAAAAUGAAAUUUCUGGUGUCAUCCCUGCUUCAAUUUUCAAUCUCUCCAAUAUUAAACGCCUUUACAUAGCCACAAACCAAAUACAAGGUCGUCUUCCGCCGGACCUAGGAAUCACUAUGCCGCAGAUUGAAAUCCUUGCGGUCGAGGAUAAUCAAUUCAUUGGAUCAUUCCCCGAUUCAAUAUCCUAUGCCUCAAAUCUUGUACACCUUACUGCUGGGGAAAACAAACUUAGUGGACCCUUGCCUUCAUUCGAAAAGUUGGAUAAACUAUCACGAUUUAUAAUCAUGGGCAACCUUCUUGGAAGUAUGACAGCAACUGACCUGAACUUUCUCUGCACUUUAAACAAUGCUUCCAGACUAGAGCUCCUAGAGAUAGGCGAAAACAACUUUGGAGGGGAAUUACCGGAUUGCAUGGGCAAUCUAUCCAGGAAUCUCAAAUUUUUAAAUAUCCAACGCUGUAGAAUAUGGGGAAGAAUUCCAUCCGGAAUUGCAAAUCUCAUCAACUUGGAGGUACUAGCGGCAUCAUACAAUCAAUUAUCAGGUUCUAUUCCCCUUGGCAUUGGAAGGCUUCAAAAGCUAAGUAUCUUUUUUGCAGCUGGCAAUUAUCUCUCAGGGGCCAUUCCCCCCAUUUUUGGAAAUUUGACAAUGUUAACCAAAUUGGGUUUAAGUGAUAACAAUCUUCAGGGCAACAUUCCUUCAAGUAUAGGCAAGUGUGAGAUUUUGGUUGGAUUGUCUCUUGCUAAAAACAAUCUAAGUGGUUCUAUACCCCCUGAAGUAAUUGGGCUCUCAUCCUUGUCCAUCGUCCUAAACUUAUCUUCAAACUCUUUAACUGGUGUGCUUCCCGUCGACGUAGAAAAUAUGAAAAACCUAGGUGAAUUAUCUGUGUCUCAAAACAGAUUAUCAGGUGUGCUUCCAGAUAAUCUUGGUAGCUGUGUAAGACUGGAGAGACUGCUCUUGGAUGGCAAUUUGUUUGAAGGCCCCAUUCCUUCAUCUUUGAGUUCAUUGAGAGGUCUUGAAGCAUUAGAUAUAUCUGACAAUAAUCUUUCGGGUGAGAUUCCAAAAUUUCUGGUGAGCUUGGAGUCAUUACAGUAUUUAAAUCUUUCUUUUAAUGAUUUCGAGGGUAUGGUACCAAUUGAAGGUGUUUUUAAAAAUGCCAGUGCUACAUUCGUUGAGGGAAACAAUAAGCUUUGUGGAGGCACUCUUGAGUUACACUUGCCCAGUUGUAACUUGAAAACAUCCAACAGAAGAUGGAACAAUUCUCUUAAAUUAAACAUUGUGGUUGUUUUUGCAGUUUUAGGAGUGAUUUUGGUAUCCACAUUUCUCCUCAUUUUGUGGUUUAGACCGAAAAAGGAGAAGUCCACGGCAACAACGUUUGCAGAAAACUCACUUUUAAACUUAUCAUACCAAAGCCUCCUAAAGGCUACUGAAGGAUUCUCCUCAAUGAAUUUGGUUGGUUCAGGUAGUUUUGGUUCCGUAUACAAAGGAAUUCUUGAAGACAGUGGAGUAGUUGUUGCCGUUAAGGUGCUUAACCUUAUAUGUCGUGGAGCUUCAAGAAGUUUUAUGGCUGAAUGUGAGGUAUUGAAAAACAUCAGACAUCGGAAUCUUGUCAAGGUCUUAACAGCAGUUUCAGGUAUCGAUUAUCAAGGGAAUGAUUUUAAAGCGUUGAUUUAUGAGUUCAUGCAAAAUGGGAGCUUGGAGGAUUGGUUGCAUCCAUCUGUUGGGAUGAAUGAGUCAAAUGAGGUAGCAAGAAACUUAAAUCUUCUUCAGAGAUUGAAUGUGGCAAUUGAUGUUGGUUGUGCCUUGGAGUAUCUUCAUCAUUAUUGUGAAACACCAAUUGUUCACUGUGACCUCAAACCAAGCAAUAUUCUCCUUGAUGAUGAAAUGGUUAGCCAUGUGGGUGACUUUGGGCUAGCAAAAUUCAUUAUAUCAGACAUGCAAAAUAACACUUCAAGCUUGUCAAGCUCCCUUGGGUUAAGAGGAACAUUUGGUUACGCACCACCAGAAUAUGGCUUGGGAAGUGUUGUGACAAGUUAUGGUGAUGUGUACAGUUAUGGCAUUCUUUUGCUGGAGAUGUUCACUGGGAAGAAGCCCACUGAUGAAAUGUUUAAAGAGAACUUGAAUCUUCAUAACUUUGUUAGAACAGCUUUACCAGAUCAAGUGGCUGAGAUUACAGAUCCCAUUCUUCUUCAAGAAAGUUUUCGUGGAGAAAGAAUGACUAGCAAUACUCGCAACCAGAGCAAUCAAAGAGAUAAUAGACUUCUCCAGUGCUUAAAUUCAAUACUUGAAAUCGGAGUUGCUUGUUCUAUUGAUUUGCCUACUGAACGAAAGGAUAUGACACAUGUUGUUGCAGAACUUUGUUCUAUAAGAGACAAGCUACUCCCAACUCGAUCAUUAAGAUCAACAGCUGCAGGUACUAGGUGAUACUACAUAUAUUGGCUUGUGAUGUUGCUGCACUUUUGAUUGGUAUUGCAUUUACAAGAAAGCUCCCAGGUGCAUUAUGUCUUCUAAACGGGAAAAAAGAAAACAUUGUUAUUACCUCACCAUAAGAUUUAACCAUUCCCUUCCUUUGUUUUCUGAAAGAUCAACUAUGGAAGAAUGUAUGUGUCUACCAAUUCAUGAAUAAAAUUUCAAUUUUAAGGUUUUAAUGUUUCAUAAAUGGAAUACUUAUUCAUGUGAUUAAGGAUGAGGUUA